This is a messenger RNA of Trematomus bernacchii (emerald rockcod), 2349 nucleotides long. Its product is annotated as short transient receptor potential channel 5-like. The coding region runs from base 280 to 2349 and encodes 689 amino acids. The record is from RefSeq and is a predicted model, not a curated record. The transcript has 10 exons. NCBI's taxonomy places the organism in Eukaryota, Metazoa, Chordata, Actinopteri, Perciformes, Nototheniidae. Gene Ontology annotation, cellular component: membrane; cation channel complex. Gene Ontology annotation, molecular function: store-operated calcium channel activity; inositol 1,4,5 trisphosphate binding. Gene Ontology annotation, biological process: manganese ion transport; calcium ion transmembrane transport; regulation of cytosolic calcium ion concentration.
GUGGCGCAGCCGAACUGCCAGCAGCUCCUGGCGACGCUCUGGUACGACGGGUUCCCCGGCUGGAGGAGGAGACACUGGGCCGUCAAGCUGGUCACCUGCUUCAUCAUCGGACUGCUGUUCCCUUUCUUCUCUCUGAUCUACUUGUUGGCUCCUAAAAGCGCUCUGGGUCGCUUCAUAAAGAAACCCUUCAUAAAGUUCAUCUGCCACACAGCGUCGUACCUGACGUUCCUCUUCCUGUUGCUGCUCGCCUCGCAGCACAUCGCCCGGACAAACCUCCACAUGCAGGGACCCCCCCCCACCCUCGUGGAGUGGAUGAUCCUCCCCUGGGUGGUUGGCUUCAUCUGGGCGGAGAUUAAGGAGAUGUGGGACGGAGGCUUCACAGAAUAUAUCCACGACUGGUGGAACCUGAUGGACUUCGCCAUGAACUCUCUGUACCUCGCCACCAUCUCGCUGAAGAUAGUGGCCUACUUCAAAUAUAACUCCUCUCGGCCCAGGGAGGAGUGGGAGAUGUGGCACCCGACCCUCAUCGCCGAGGCUCUGUUUGCCAUCGCUAACAUCUUCAGCUCUCUGAGGCUCAUCUCUCUCUUCACCGCUAACUCCCACCUGGGCCCGCUGCAGAUCUCCCUGGGGAGGAUGCUGCUGGACAUCCUCAAGUUCCUCUUCAUCUACUGCCUGGUGCUGCUGGCGUUUGCAAACGGUCUGAACCAGCUGUACUUCUACUACGAGACGAAGGCCUCCGAGGAGCCGAACAACUGCAAAGGCAUCCGCUGUGAGAGGCAGAACAACGCCUUCUCCACGUUGUUCGAGACGCUGCAGUCGUUGUUCUGGUCGAUAUUCGGGCUUCUGAAUCUGUACGUGACCAACGUGAAGGCGAGGCACGAGUUCACGGAGUUUGUCGGGGCGACGAUGUUCGGGACGUACAACGUGAUUUCUCUGGUGGUUCUGCUCAACAUGCUGAUCGCCAUGAUGAACAACUCCUACCAGCUCAUCGCCGAUCACGCCGACAUCGAGUGGAAGUUUGCUCGCACCAAACUGUGGAUGAGUUACUUUGACGAGGGCGGCACGCUGCCCCCCCCCUUCAACAUCAUCCCCUCCCCCAAAUCCAUCCUCUUCCUGCUGCUGUGGCUCCACAACAAGCUGUGCAGGGGGGGCGGCCCCGCAGGCGAGCACUCGCACAAGUGUGAGAACCUGCGGGAGUUCACAGAACGCCACGCUGACAGUCUGAUUCAGAACCAGCAUUACCAGGAAGUGAUCCGCAGCCUGGUGAAGAGGUACGUGGCGGCCAUGAUACGCAGCGCCAAGACGGACGAGGGACUGACGGAGGAAAACUUUAAGGAGUUGAAGCAGGACAUCUCCAGUUUCCGAUACGAAGUCCUGGAUCUCCUCGGCAACCGUCGUCCUCCCCGGCGACACUACUCCUCGUCCAGCGAGACGACGAGAGACGACGGCGCCGCGGCGUCAGAAGACGACAGCGAAUCAGGCGACGGCUGCUCGAGCCAGAGGUCAAAGGGCGUGACCUUCAUGACGCCGAUGGAGGACGAGGAGGACGAGAAGAGGCAGUCGCCAACGCUCGGCGUGUCCGAGUUGGUGCGCUCGAUCUCGGGCAUGACGAGGAUAGAAGGAGUGGGCGAUGGCGAGGAGGAAGAGGAGGAAGAAGAGGAGGAGGAAGAGGAGGGGAAACCAAAGAGCAACGGGCUGAAAACGGCCGUCGUCCCUCAUUCCUCCUCCUCCCCUUCGUCUUUCUCCUCGACUUUCUCCUCGUCGUUCGCCCGCACGAGGAGUCGCCUGCAGCGCCUGGCUCCCGGGUCGAAAACGGACUCCUUCAAACGCCUCUCCUUCCUGUUUUCCCGCUCAAAACGCCGAGCCCCGCCCACGCCGUUGCAGUCCUCCUCGUCGUCCUACACCAUCUCAGACGGGUUCCUGCGCCCCCUGCGGAGCCACGACUUCGACCUGGACGACGUGUCGAGGAGCGAGUCGCGUCUGCACGAAGUGGGACGCCGUCGACGGUCGGGCGACCUCAUCAUCGGCGACCCGGCGUUCUCCCCGCGGAGGACGAACGGGGGGCGGGACUCCCUCCUCUUGCCCCUCCCCCCUCCGUGCCCCUGCCAAUCACUGCACUGCGCUUCCAACAUGUCAGAAUCCAGCUCCCGCCUCCUGGACUCCAGCGAGGACGUUUUCCAGGGCGAAGGAGGAGCAGGUGGAGGUGUGGAGGAAGGAGGAGGAGGAGGAGGAGGAGGGGGGGGGGUCGGGGUGAUGAUGGUGAUGGGCGGGUGGGUUGGACCGUGCGGUGAUGAUGUCAUCGGGGACAGCUGUGAUGUCAUAGAGGAAUCUGUCACCACGCAGCUAUAG